Syzygium oleosum is the source of this 1455-nucleotide messenger RNA. RefSeq names its product protein RETARDED ROOT GROWTH, mitochondrial. The record is from RefSeq and is a predicted model, not a curated record. NCBI's taxonomy places the organism in Eukaryota, Viridiplantae, Streptophyta, Magnoliopsida, Myrtales, Myrtaceae. Bases 115 to 1257 code for a protein of 380 amino acids. The transcript is spliced from 7 exons.
GGUAAGCCAAACAUAAAACAGCAGAAGCAGAGAGCCGAACAAGAACCAACCUCGGCACGUAGAAGGAGGAGGAAGGCAUCAUUUCUUCUGUCGGGUUCGCUUCCGAAUCCGUGAAUGGGGGGGAGAUGGAGAGCCGCCUCUCAUCUCCUCGCCCGCGUCGCUAGUUCAACCCUUCAGCCCCGCUUCUUCUCGGUCGUCUCCUCUCGUCCUCUUCCACCCCCUCCAACUCCACCACGCCUCUCGAUCUUCGCUGACUCAAUCUUGGCCAGGCCGCUCUCCGCGGUUGCGGCUAGGGCCGCCUACUUCGACGGCGACGAACUGGGUCCUCGACUUCAGGACCCGGGUCGCCCCUGCUUGCCGCCGCCGCCGAUCAAGGAGGCGGAUGAAUCGGAGAACAUCCCCAUCAAGUCCUACUUCCUUUCCACCAGUAUCGAUUUGAAGAGCCUGCAGGCAGAGAACUUAGGCAAUGUCCUCCCUCCCACCUCUCGCUCCUCCAAUUACGUAGCCCUCAAAUAUUCUGCUCUCCCUUCAGACAUUAGAGGUCAUGGAUCCAAAGAGAGAGCAAGUCACUGCCGCUACAUGGUUGUAUCUCAGUAUGGAUCUGUCAUUCUGUUCAACAUUGAGGAUCAGGAAAUUGAAACUUAUCUGAAAAUAGUGAGAAGGCAUGCCAGUGGAUUGCUUCCACAGACAUGGAAAGAUGAUUAUGCUGUGAAGGAGCAGCCGCUGUUAGAUGGGGACAUGGAGGGGGGCCCCGAUUAUAUUGUUCUCAAAGCCUUGGAUACUGAUGGUAUCCGAAUUAUUGGAAGUGUUCUUGGUCAAAGUAUUGCUUUGGAUUAUUUUGUUUCACAGAUUGAUGGCAUGGUCGAGGAGUUUGCUUAUAUCAAUCGGAAGAUGCAGACCACAGGAACCUUUACAAUGGAUAGGAAGAAGCUCCUUCAACUUGUUGGGAAGGCUAAUUCAAAUCUAGCUGAUGUAAUUAUCAAAGUUGGUCUUUUUGAGAGAUCAGAAAUUGCUUGGAGGGAAGCAAAAUAUGCUCAGAUAUAUGAGUACCUGAGGGAGGAGUAUGAGGUCACACAACGCUUUGGUAAUUUGAAUUUCAAGCUAAAGUUUGUGGAGCACAACAUUCAUUUUCUUCAAGAAGUCAUACAGAACAACAGGUCUAAUUUGUUGGAGUGGUGCAUCAUUUUCCUAUUAAGCAUCGAGAAUGUCAUAUCGCUCUAUGAGAUUCUUAAAGACUCAACUCAAGCCCCUCUAUGAUCGGACAAGCAGUUGGGAGAAUCUGGACGAAUGUUGUCAAACAUCAAUGAUUAAGAUAAACUGCACAAGCAAUCAUUCUUUAUUCAUUGGAUAGUAGUCCAGCAACAAAUAGAGAAUAUGUAGAGACUGCCAUGUACUUCAUUUUUCUAGGUCAUGGCCUAGUCUGUCUUCGCAAAUAAAGAAGAUGAAAUUUUGACA